AUAUUUUUAAUUUAUUUAAAAAUUAUGUGUAUAUUUGGAAAAUUAUAUUUCAAACUAUAAAAAUUAAACAGUUCAUAAUUUAAGAUAUUUUUGCAAAAAAUUAGAUAAAGUUUUAGUACACUAAAUUAAUAAAUGGAAGAUAAACCUAAAUAAAACUUCGCAAGAAGAGAUCGUUUAGUCGAACUUGAAAAGUAAGCCUAAAAGAAAUGGGAAGAUGAAAAGACUUAUGAAUCUAACCCUAAUCCUGGAUAAAAGAAGUACUUGGUUACUUUCCCUUAUCCUUAUUUGAAUGGUAGAUUGCAUUUGGGACACAGCUAUACCAUGACUAAAGUUGAUUUCAUUGCUCGUUAUAAGCGUCUUAAUGGAUUUAAUGUCGUUUUCCCCUUCGGUUUCCAUUGCACCGGUUAGCCUAUUUCUGCUGCUGCCACCAAGCUUAGAAGAGAAAUAGAAGAAUAUGGUCUUCCUCCAGUUUUCCCCGAAGAAAAGAAGGAGCAAAGACAAUGGAAUAUCCUCAAGAAGAUGGGUAUCCCUGAUGAAGACAUUCCUAAAUUCUAAGAAGGUAAAUUCUGGUGUGGUUAUUUCCAUCCUUUUGCCACUUAAGAUUUGAAGUCUUUUGGUGUUGCUGUUGAUCACAGAAGAUCCUUUAUUACUACUGAUGUUAAUCCUUACUAUGACUCAUUCAUUCAAUGGUAGUUCACUCUUUUGAAAGAAAGAAACUAUAUUCGUUAUGGUAAGAGACCUUCCAUUUUCUCCGUCGCAGAUAAUCAAAUUUGUGCUGAUCACGACAGAGCUUAAGAAUCUGAAGGUAUUGGUCCAUAAGAAUACACUCUUAUUAAGUUGAAGGUUCUCGAAUUCCACGGAGCUUUGAAGGCUCUUGAAGGCAGAAACGUUUACUUGGCUGCUGCUACUUUGAGACCUGAAACUAUGUAUGGUUAAACUAACUGUUACAUUCUUCCUGAUGGUGUUUAUGGUGCUUUUGAAGUCACUAAUGAUGAAGUCUUUAUUGUUGCUGAAAGAGCUGCUAAGAAUAUGGCUUACUAAGAUUUGACUAAAGAAUAUGGUAAAUAUGUUAAAAUUAUGGAUAUUAAGGGUACUGAUUUGUUGGGCAUUCCUUUGAAGGCUCCUCUUUCCACCUACGAAAAGGUUUAUGCUCUCCCUAUGCUUACUAUUUCUAUGGAAAAGGGUACUGGUGUUGUUACUUCAGUUCCUUCUGACUCUCCUGAUGACUAUGCUGCUCUUAGAGAUUUGAAGAACAAGGCUCCUCUUAGAGAAAAGUAUGGAAUCAAAGAAGAACACGUAUUGCCAUUUGAACCUGUUCCUAUCAUUAACAUUCCUGAAUUGGGAGAUCUUGCUGCUAUUGUUGCUUGUGAAAAGCAUAAAGUAGCCUCUCAAAAUGAUAAAGAAAAUCUUAAAAAUGCUAAGGAUGAGUGUUACUUGAAGGGUUUCUAUGAUGGUGUUAUGAAAGUUGGUAAGUACGCAGGUGUUAAGGUUUAAGACGCUAAGAAUUUGGUAAAGAAUGAUAUGUUAGCCUCUGGUGAAGCCGCUAAGUACUGGGAACCUGAAGGAAAGGUCAUUUCCAGAUCUGGUGAUGAAUGUAUUGUUGCCCUCAUGGACUAAUGGUAUCUUGCUUACGAUGAAGAAGAAUGGAAGAAACCAGUUAGAGAUCAUGUUAAAAAUGUAUUCAAUUGUUACAACGAUAUCGUUCACAAGAGCUUCAUUGCUACUGUUGAAUGGUUGUAACAAUGGGGUUGUUCUCGUUCUUUUGGUCUUGGUAGUUACCUUCCUUUUGAUAAGAACUAUCUCGUUGAAUCUCUUUCUGAUUCCACCAUCUACAUGGCUUAUUACACUGUUGUUCACUUGUUACAAGGAAACGUUGUUGGUUCUCAAGCAGGUCCUCUAGGAAUUAACCCUGAUUAGAUGAACAGAGAAUUCUGGGACUACGUAUUCUUGAAUGCUCCUUAUUCUGAUAAGAUUAAAGUUGAAGAAGAAAAGAUUAAACAACUUAGAGAAUCCUUUAGAUAUUGGUAUCCUCUUGAUUUGAGAGGAUCUGCUAAGGAUUUGGUUAAGAACCACUUGACCAUGUGUAUUUUCAACCAUGCUGCCAUUUGGAAAGAUGAACCUAACAUGUGGCCUCGUUCAUUCUUUGUUAAUGGAUAUAUGCUUGUUGAUGGUGAAAAAAUGUCCAAGUAAAAGGGUAACUUCUUUACAUUGAAGGAUAUCGUCUCAAUGUACGGUGCUGAUGCUUGCCGUUUUGCUUUAUCUGAAGCCGGUGACACCCAAGAUGAUGCUAACUUCGAAAAGCAAGUUGCUGAUAACUCAAUUCUUAAAAUUUCUACUUUGGAAAUGUGGUUAAAGGAAUACAUUGCUAACCAUCAAAAUAGUAGAACUGAAAGCCCCAAUGAAAAUAUUACUUUCUUCGAUAAGGUCUUCGAAAAUUAAAUUAAGAAUCUCUAUGUCAACUGUAUAAAAUCUUAUGAAGAUAUGCGUUUCAGAGAUGUUGCUAAAUUCGGCUUCCACGAAUUCGGUACAAUCAAAGAAGAAUAUCUUAUCAAUUGUGGUACUUUUGGACCUCGUAAGGACCUUAUCCUUACCUGGAUUUAAUAUCAACUUUUGAUUAUGUAUCCCAUCAUUCCUCACUUCUGUGAAAUGGCUUGGGUUAUUUACUUCCUUCCUCUUGUUAACAACAGUGCAUAAUAUCCUGCUACUCUUUCCCAAGCAACUUUACCUGAAGUUAACGCUGCCAGUAUUGAUGCCAUCACUAUCCGUGCCUACAAUUGCUUAUAAUCUUUCUUGAGAAAUCUCCGUGUUACUUAUAAGAAAUCUACUCAAACUAAGAAGGGUGCCAAGGAUGUCACUUUCACAAAGGUUACUGUUAUUUAUGCUCCUAAGUAUCCUGAUUGGUAACAAUAUGUCUUAAAUAUCUUGAAUGAACAACUCGAAGGAAACAAGAUCAAGGAUGCUUGGAAGGUCAUCCUUAAGGAGAAGAUUACUGAUAAGAAUCUCUUAAGUAAAUCAUUGCAAUUUGCAUCUUUUGUUACCAAGGAAUUCGAAUAAGCAGGAAAAGAAGUUCUUGAAUCUACUCUUCCUUUCAACGAAAUUUAACUCUUAUAAGACAAUAAGCACUUGAUCCAAAAGGAACUCAAAAUCGAAGAUGUUAAUUUCAUUUCUGUAGAUCAAGCUGAAAGUCUUAAGGACAAGACUUACGCACAAGCUCUUCAAUCUUGUGUUCCAGGCAAGGCUCAAGUCGUUUUUGCUUGAAAACUUUAACAAAAAAUUUAUAAUUUAAAAUUAAAUAUUUUUAUUUAAAAUAAACAAUUAAAUGUCCGAUUUUUAUUGCCUGUUUACUUAUUUUUUAAAACUAU
This is a messenger RNA of Tetrahymena thermophila SB210, 3362 nucleotides long. Its product is annotated as cytoplasmic leucyl-tRNA synthetase. The transcript has 8 exons. Gene Ontology annotation, molecular function: leucine-tRNA ligase activity; ATP binding; aminoacyl-tRNA deacylase activity. The record is from RefSeq and is a predicted model, not a curated record. NCBI's taxonomy places the organism in Eukaryota, Ciliophora, Oligohymenophorea, Hymenostomatida, Tetrahymenidae. Gene Ontology annotation, biological process: leucyl-tRNA aminoacylation.